AUGGCUGGAGCAAUAGCAGUUUCAAUUGCUAUCAUAACAACUUUCUCUAUUUUUCUCCAAGGAGUGAAUGUGAAGGCAGCAACGUUCGAGAUCACAAACGCGUGCCCCUACACGGUCUGGGCAGCGAAUAGUUCAGGUGGGAAACAACUGGACCAAGGGCAGACCUGGACCUUCGAUGUCGCGGCCGGAACAACACAGGGCAGAGUAUGGGCACGCACGGGCUGUUCUUUCAACGCAAGCGGUCGGGGUAGCUGCCAAACGGGCGACUGCAAUGGCAUGCUCAGCUGCCAAGGCUACGGCCAGAUGCCUGCGACACUGGCUGAAUAUGCGCUCAACCAAUAUAUGAAUCUUGACUUCUACGACAUCUCUCUCGUCGACGGCUUCAAUGUGCCUCUUUCCAUGACUCCCACUUCAAUGGACCCUAAUUGCAAAGGCAGAAUUGCAUGCCUGAGCGACAUUAAUUCGCAGUGCCCCAGCGACCUCAAGGUGACUGGUGGGUGCAAAAGCACCUGCGACAGAUAUAAUACGUCUGAAUACUGCUGCACUGGAGCCUCUGAAAACACCUGCGGACCCACCGAUUACUCCAAGUUUUUCAAGGGACAAUGCCCCCAGGCUUACAGCUACGCCAAGGAUGAUGCAGCCAGCACCUUUACUUGCCCUAGCGGAACCAAUUACAAAGUCGUCUUCUGCGAUGAAGCUGUUUCCCUUCCCGGUAUCUAUUUAUAUAUAACUAUAAAUAUAAAGGAAUAGGAUUCUUUGCGCUGCGCAUCAUACGUUUGAGCUCUGUAUUAAAGAUCUAGAAGAAAUUUAUAUAAGGAAAGAUUGUAAUUAAAUUGGCGAGAAUGAUAAUGUAAUUUUGUGUUAAUAAUUAGUGUUCAAAUGUU
Cryptomeria japonica (Japanese cedar) is the source of this 884-nucleotide messenger RNA. RefSeq names its product pathogenesis-related thaumatin-like protein 3.3. The record is from RefSeq and is a predicted model, not a curated record. The transcript has 2 exons. Lineage: Eukaryota; Viridiplantae; Streptophyta; Pinopsida; Cupressales; Cupressaceae. Gene Ontology annotation, biological process: defense response. Gene Ontology annotation, cellular component: extracellular region. The coding region runs from base 1 to 750 and encodes 249 amino acids.